AUGUUUACUCCCAUUGUGGGAUAUAACAGUUUGCACUACACUUACUACAGCCUUGUGCAGGGUCUGGCCUCUUUGUUCUCCGACGCCCUCAGCAAUAGCGUUUGUCUUCGUCAAGCCUAUACCACCGUCAUUCAGAACAUCUUUCGACUCCACACUUUGGCCAGACAGUCAACUUCACAACUCUCUGAAAUGGAAGUCGUCCGACCAGCCUUAGUUGCUGGGUCUGUCGGCUGCCCCUGGCAAAGUCCUCGGUUCACUCGAAAGAGCUCUAUUGUGACGGCGCCUCAACUUAGUCUGGGAAGUCUGAUUCGUGCCGAGGUAAAUGCUGCCAAGCACCUCGCUCCCGACUCGGCCUUUAAUACGGUUAUCCUGCUUGCCAGGUAA
Protopolystoma xenopodis is the source of this 384-nucleotide messenger RNA. The record is from the annotation of a GenBank genome assembly. NCBI's taxonomy places the organism in Eukaryota, Metazoa, Platyhelminthes, Monogenea, Polystomatidea, Polystomatidae.